This is a messenger RNA of Momordica charantia (bitter melon), 2792 nucleotides long. RefSeq lists its product as uncharacterized. NCBI's taxonomy places the organism in Eukaryota, Viridiplantae, Streptophyta, Magnoliopsida, Cucurbitales, Cucurbitaceae. The record is from RefSeq and is a predicted model, not a curated record. Gene Ontology annotation, cellular component: plasma membrane.
AGCGAAAAAUCACUAAAGACUAGAAUUUUUUUCACGGUCUCUAAUUUUCCUUUCAGAGACAGUACAGACAAAAAAAAUACAUGGCGGCGGCCACGGCGGUGCUGUGGCGGAUCCGGCUGGGCUCGGCGGUGCGAGCGGCUGUGGCAUGCAGCAUAGUGGGCGGCGUGACGCUUUUCGGGCCAGCGCCGGUGAGGCAAAUGCUGACGUUCUCGGCUUUCUCUUACGUCACCGCCAUUUCGACAGUGUUAUCCGACGCCGUUACGUUCGGCCACGCCGUCAGAGCUGGGUUCCACGUGGCAUGCGCUGUGGCCCUCGUUUUAGUGUCGUCCGUGCCGUGCCUGUGGCUGAUCGGACCGGCGCGGUUCGACCGUUGGGCGGCGUCGUUGGCGGUGGCGGUGAGUGGGUUCGUGGUGGCGCUGCUGGAGCGGGCCCACUUGCUCACGAAGCGAAUCGCGUUUGGACAGCUGGUGAUUGUGUACGUGGGGACGGUGAUUAACGGCGGUGAGACGAGUUUUUUUAUGCACCCACUUCGGGUUGCGUCGAGUACGGCGGCCGGAGCUAUCGCCGCCGCCGUCGCCAUGAUCAUUCCGUACCCUCGGCUCUCCUCCUGUCAGAUGAAGACAUUGGGUAAAGUUUAUAGGGAAAAUGUGUGCGAGAGAGUUGGGAUUCUGGUACAAGUAUUUGGUGCGAAGAGCAAAGCAGAAGCAGCUACGUCAAUCGCUGAAGUCAAGUCUCUAUCCACCAUGGGAACAAAGCUUCUCCACAUGAUCAAAACAAAUAUGCGGGGAAUGGAUUGGGAAAGACCACGGAUCGGCCAUGGAAGGCUCAAUCGCGUGGCCGUUGCGGAGAAGUUGGAAGAAUUUGAAGUAGCAGUGAGAGGGAUGGAAUUCGCCUUAACUUCCCCUUCCUUUGCCUUUGAAACAAUGGACGAAGAGCUCUGCAAUUUGCCCAAAAAUCUCAAACCCAGACUGAUCUUAAAGCUACAGCAGCUCAAGUGCUCUGUGCCGGCUAGUGCCACAACCGCGCCGGAGACGAAGGGUUUGUUUCCAGACACUUGGCCGCUUGGUAGUUCUCCCAUUAUCCCUCAGAAUAUGCCCCCUUCUUUCUUCUUGCGUUGCGUCAAAAUCCUUCUGUACGACUCAACAGCCGCCGCCCGGACUCUCGUCUACCGGGUGGAAAACGGUCGGAGAGCCAAUGGGGAGGAAGCAAUCGAUUUGGGAGAGCAUGGUACCAAAAAUACUCGUCGGGCCAUUUUGUCGAACAUGUUGCCGACGAAUCAGAGUUUGCGUUUUGCGCUGAAAUGCUCGAUUACUUUGGGUCUGGCUGUGUUUCUGGGUCUGGUUUACACAAAGCCGAAUGGGUAUUGGUCAGGAUUGACGGUUGCCAUCAGCUUUGCAACUGAGAGACAAGCAACAUUCACUGUUGCUAACGCUCGAGCGCAGGGGACGGCAAUCGGGUCAAUCUAUGGUGUCAUAUGCUGUUUUAUUUUGCAAAAAUAUGAGUAUUUAUGGAUCUUACCUCUUAUCCCUUGGGUUGCUUUUACCAGUUUUCUAGUCCACAGUAGAAUGUAUGGUCAAGGUGGUGGAAUAUCAUCAGCAUUAGGUGCAUUGUUGGUUCUUGGGAGGAAGAAUUAUGGGAUUCCGUCUGAAUUUGCUAAUGCUAGAAUCACUGAAGCUUGCAUUGGAUUGCUUUGUUUUGUGACAGUGGAGGUUGUCUUCAACCCAACGAGAUCAGCAACUCUGGCCAAAGCUGAGUUCUCAAAAAGUUUGCGCGCCCUUCAAGAUUGCAUCAGAAGGGUAAUCCUUAUCCCCCAAAAGAACUUGAAUAAUGAAUCUUCCAUUUUACUUGAGCUGAUAGAGCAGCACAAAUUUCUGAAAUCUCAUGUUGCCCAAUUGGAGAAGUUCAUUGUAGAAGCUGGGUAUGAACCUAACUUCUGGUUCACCCCUUUCCAAGGUAGCUGCUAUGAUAAGCUUCUGAAAUCUCUUCAGAAAACAGUGGAUAUCUUACAGUUUCUGGUUCAUGAAAUGAGGCUUCUGUCUCUAGAACUCAAUAGAUAUGGGCAUGUUGUGAAGGAGCUCCAUGAUAGUUUAAGUGAGGAUAUGGAGCUUUUCAGCAUAAAAGUUCAACGUUCUCUGAAAUUCAUGGAGAAGGCGAGUCUAGUAAAGUCCCUAAAGCAAUUGCAGAACAAAAACCAGAACCAGAGCGAUGAAAUGGAGAUGGGGAAGUCUCAAAAUGAUGGAUGCAGAGCUCUUGGUCUCAGUGAAGAAGAAGUUGAGAAAAUUGUGGGUUCCUUCCGUCAAAAUGCAAAUGAAAUAUUGAGCAAAGUUUACACAAAUGAUGAAGGCGAGGCAAAUCUGAAAGGCCAAAUGACACUGUGUUUGAGUUCAGUUGGGUUCUGUAUGGAGUGUCUGAUGAGAGAAACAAUGGUGAUGGAGAAAGAAGUGCUUCAACUGCUGAAACUGGAGAAUCCAUCCAUUCAUAUGAAUCUGCAAGAACUCUCAACACAAAUAAAUGCUCACCAGACACAAUAAAUUGACCACAGAAAUCAAACACUUAGUGAUAUAUAUACAGAAAGUAUAUGGUCUAAGCAGUGCAAAAUCAUGCGAUACACUUAUUAUACACCUAAUAUAUCUUGAUUUGUGCAAGUUUACUUUAUUGCAAUAAUUGUAUUUUAUUUUCAAGUCUCUUCUCCUGAUCACUAUUAACCUUUUUCUUUAUUUGGUGCAACUUGUUUCACAACAAGUAGUAAUGUUAGCAUGUGCAAAAGCCAUUUACACUUUUGAUUUGCAAAA